Messenger RNA from Dioszegia hungarica, 4848 nucleotides. RefSeq names its product P-loop containing nucleoside triphosphate hydrolase protein. The transcript is spliced from 22 exons. Gene Ontology annotation, cellular component: membrane; intracellular membrane-bounded organelle. The coding region runs from base 1 to 4848 and encodes 1615 amino acids. Gene Ontology annotation, biological process: transmembrane transport; lipid transport. The record is from RefSeq and is a predicted model, not a curated record. Gene Ontology annotation, molecular function: ATP binding; lipid carrier activity; ABC-type transporter activity. NCBI's taxonomy places the organism in Eukaryota, Fungi, Basidiomycota, Tremellomycetes, Tremellales, Bulleribasidiaceae.
AUGCCCGCCAUGGCUAAGACAGGCACCUUCUGGCGGCAGACAGCGGCGUUAGUGCGUAAGAAUAUGAUCGUUCUCUGGCACUAUAGAAUCAUCAAUAUCUUUCGAGCUCUCCUGCUGCCUAUAGCAUACGCCGCCUUUUUCGCCAACGCGCAAAACUUCUUCUCGUUCAUUGGAGUCACACUCUCGCCAAAUCUUGGGGGCUUCAAGCUAGUCUACACUGUCCCCACUAAUAAUAAUACCGCCGCCGCGCUUGCUGAAGAUCUGCUCUCGCGAGCGCUCUCGGGGAUCAAUCGCGGGGACGCGAAUAUCGUACGAGUGCAGACAAAUGCUCAACUCGAAAGGCAAUGCCCAACGAACUUCAACGGGCGGAGCGAGUGCUAUGCGGGUGUACUGUUUUCCGGAAUCGACCCGAACAAUCAGCAGCUGAACUAUACGAUCCGAGCGGACGUCGGACUGUCAAAUAUUGACGUUUGGGACCACUCGAAGGAUGACGUGCAGAGUCGGCUGCUGCCUCUGCAAUGGGCAAUCGAGAGCAACUUCAUCAGCAUGUCUACCGGUGUCUUGCCUCCGUCGCCAUUGUCAUGGGAGUACACAAAUCAGUCCGCCGAGGAAUUGGCAGAGACUAACCGGAUCAACUAUUUGGGAGGUAUCCGGGAUCUGCUCGUACUCGCUUUCUUCCUAGAUUUCCUGGGUAUCGUGUAUCAGCUACCUGGAAGUAUCGCCUCCGAGCGGUCCAGCCUGCUCACAUCUCAUCUGGAAGCUAUGGGUUGCAGAAGAUCGGCUCGAUUCAUAUCUUGGCAUCUCUCCCUCUCGGCCGCCUACCUACCUGCUUGGAUCGGCAUCGCCAUUAUUUUCCAGGUCUUUGUGUUCAAGGGGACCAGUCUCGGUCUUCUGAUUGGGUUGUACAUCGUCACUGGACUGGGGCUGGCUAGCUGGACACAACUGGUGGUUGUGUGGUUCAAGGACGCGAGUACACUUGCCGCCAUCUUCACCACGUUCCUCGCCAUCGUCUUCAGUCUCAUUGCGCUCUUCCUUCGGGUAUCAUCCGCCGGUCUCCAGAUGCUCCUGACAUUCCUCUUCCCGCCCAUGUUUUUCACUUUCUUCACGAAGGCCCUGGUCGCAUGGGAACGGAGCAAUCCAAGGGAGUCCAUCCGGCUCACCCGGGUCAGCCCGGAGGGAGACGCACCCGUCGCAUGGCUGCUAGUCAUCGCUAUCGUCGACAUUUUCCUCUUCCCCCUCAUCGCUGCAUACUUUGAAUCCAGGAUCUAUGGCGUCCGACCCCCAGACUACGUCUCUUUUUGGCGCAGAUUAUUUGGCCGAAAGUCGGCAGAUGUAGGGGAUGAGCUGCCCGCGGGUACGGCUGUCCAGCUCGAGCACAUCAGGAAGGUCUACAAGGGCGGUUUCAUGGGCUUGAUCGGAAGGAAGAAGGAUGUUGUCGCGAUUGAGGAUCUCUCUUUCUCUGUGCCAAAGGGUGAGAUCUUCUGCCUCCUUGGACGCAACGGAGCGGCCAAGUCGACCACCCUGCAUACUAUCGCUCGGCUCAUCAGUGCCACUGGCGGGAGAAUACGAUAUGCGGAUGAUCUGUGCUUAGGGAUUGCGAGUCAGAAGGAUGUGCUCUGGGACGAGUUGACGUGUGAACAACACAUCUCGCUCUGGCGCCAGAUCAAAUCCUCAUCGGCACACCACCAAACCGAAUCCGACCUCGAGCUGCUCCAGCGGUCGGACCUCGGCCCAAAGGUCAAGUUUUACAGUAAGAACCUGUCGGGCGGGCAAAAGCGGAAACUACAGCUGGCGUGCGCCUUGGCAGGCGGUAGCAAUCUGCUGCUUCUGGACGAGAUCACGAGUGGUCUAGAUCCGCUCAGUCGGAGGGCGAUCUGGAAGUUGAUCAGCUCGAAUCGAGGGAACGCUACUAUUGUUCUGACGACGCAUUUCCUGGACGAAGCGGAUUAUCUCGGAGACCAUGUUGCUAUUCUACAGCAACCUGGUCGACUUCUCGCCCUUAACAAUCCCGUCGCCCUCAAGACGCAGAUCGGGAAGGGCUUCGUCCUGUCUGUCGAUGUGCCCGAGAAUGGUCCCGAAGUCCACCUCGGAGACCUCGGCGCAGGCCUUAUCGAGCGGGAAACCAAAGGCAAGAAGCUGUACUUUACGGGUACGACCGACUAUGCGCCCAUCCGUCGGCUCGUCGGUCAGCUUGAACGCCAGCGCGCAUCGGGCCGGGACGUGCGGUAUCAGGUCAACUCGGCGACGAUGGAGCAGGUCUUCCUUGACUUGAAUGCGGAGAAAGAGGAGGGCGUUCUAGCUGUACCGGCGCUGGAUCCUGCCGGGCAUGACACGAUCGAGAUGGUGCCUCUGGACAGCACCACCGGGUCCGACUCGGAUGACCUGGACAAGUCCACCCCACCAAAUGGAUUAGAGAAGGAUCUGGAAGCGUCGCACGCCUACCCGGGGACCAACACACCCGUCCUUCUCGCCCUCUCACCGGGGCGGAAACGGAAUGUCUUCCUCGCUACCCCAAUCGACGCGUUCACCAUCUUUGUCAAGCGGUGGAUGGUCUUCCGCCGAGCUUGGGUCCUCCCCGUCAUCGGCCUCAUCGUCACUAUCGCCGCGGCAACCAUCCCGCUCGGAUACAUGUACGGCCGGGUCCAGACGUGCGCUUUGGUGCUCACCAACCGGCGGCUCCAGCGGCUCAGCUACCCUUACUCCAUCUACCCCGCGGUCUUCUCUCCGCCCGUCAUCUCCCCCUCUUCCCUCUUUUCGGCGUAUCCCGCUGUCCUCCCCCUCGUUCAGCGAGUGGACAAUAACGCGACCUUCAUCUCGACAUUUGCGGACACCACUGCCAACAUCUCGUACGGUGGUAUCUCGCUGCCAAGCAAUGUUGCCACUUCGCCCGCGCUGUUCGCAUACGAGGGACAGGCGUUCACGCAGAAGGGACAGUCGGUGCUCAAUCUCCUGAGCAACCAGCUGCUGAACUCCAUCUCGACUCCCAACAUCACUGGGCUGGGGAUCGGGCAGAUCGGAAGGCUUUUCCGCAUUGACUUGUCUUUCAGGUUCAUGGCGGCCCCGGAUUUUAGCUCGACCGUUCUUGCUAUCAAGUGGCUCGGAUUCUUUGGUCUGGGUAUGGCCGUCUGGCCUGCAUUUGCCGUUAUUUAUCCCACUCAAGAAAAGGCCAGCAAUGUCCGAGCGAAUCAGUACAGUAACGGUGCCUCGCCCGUCGCUCUCUGGCUCGGCCACCUUCUCUGGGAGCUACCCCCCAUCAUCACCAUCUCUACCCUCAUCACCAUCAUCUUUGCCACUGUCUCGUCUCAAUUCAACGCGAUCGGUUACGUCUGGUUCUGCUUGUUGUUGUACGGGAUCAGCGCGACGCUGUACAGCUUCAUGUUUGCGCUGUUCUUGACGAGUCCGCUGGCGAGUUGGGCGUUGGUCGCCGGGAGUAACGUCAUAUUGUUUAUGUUAUACUUGGCGUCGUACCUCCUCAUCUUGACCUAUGAUCGGAGUGCUAGUGCUGCGUACCACAUGACCAUCGCCCACUUCACGAUCUCCCUCAUCAACCCUGUACCCAGUAUUGUCCGCGCCAUUCUCGUCUCCAUCAAUAUGUUCAACCUCCUCUGCGACGGUCUCGGCGACUACUCGGACGACCCCUACUCCAACAUCAUGCAAUUCGGCGGUCCCAUCCUGUACAUGAUCCUCCAGUCCUUCUUCGCAUUCGCCGUCCUCGUGUAUGUCGACUCGGGCUCUCCACUCCCUGCCUUCCUCUACCGCUCGCGUCUCAAGGGUAUCGCGCAUGAUCCGGACGACGCGCGAUCCGCCGACGUCAUCGAGGAGAAGCAACGCUUGAUUCAGGGAGCGCCGGAUAUGCUUCAGGUCCUGGGGUUGAAGAAGCGCUUUGGGAUGAGCAAGACAUUGGCGGUCAAUGAUGUUUCGUUUGGAGUGCAGACGGGGGUGAACUUUGCGCUUAUUGGACCGAAUGGAGCGGGGAAGACGACGACCCUUGCGGUGAUUAGGGGUGUGGAAUUGCCAACUGCUGGAGACGUCCACGUCGCCGGACACUCGAUCGUAAAUUCGAGGAACGGUGCGCGGGCGCAACUUGGUGUCUGCCCGCAGCAUAACACAAUAGAUCAGCAUUUGACCGUCAGCCAGCACCUUUGGGUAUACGGCCGACUCAAAGGCGUACCUCGCAAACUUCUCAAGCACGACAUCUACGCUCUUCUGUCAGCGGCUGGACUGCUCGUCAAGGCAGACCAGCUCGCUACCAGUCUUUCAGGCGGAAAUCAGCGCAAGCUGGGUCUGGCUAUUGCUUUGAUUGGCGAUCGGCCGGUCGUGCUCAUUGACGAGUUCUCAAGUGGUGUCGACCCAUUCUCAAAACGCGAGGCUUGGACAACGCUCGCUGCUUUGACCAAAGACCGCGCCGUCGUCAUGACCACCCACUCGAUGGAAGAAGUCGACGCCCUUUCUUCCCGAGUCGGCAUCGUCGCUUCCAAAAUGCUCGCGGUCGGAACCCCUUCCAGCCUGAAAUCUCGGUUUGCGACAUACGAGAUCCACCUGCCUGCGACGCAAGUGGGCGAGGUGCUAGAUUAUCUGCACGAAAGGGGCUUUGGGGAGGCAGAACGGAGUCUGGACACGUUGACGAGGAUCAGUGUGCCGGGAGUGAGGGAGGAAGAGGUGGGGCGGUUAUUGGCUGUUCUGGAGGGGGUCAAGGGGGAGCUUGGGUUGGAUGUGACGCUGCAUGAGGCGUCGACUGAAACUGCGUUUUUGAGUAUCGUCCGGGCGCAUAAUGUCCGGGAAGAGGAGAGUAGGCAGGCAUCAGGUUCAUCCUGGUUUACCAAGCUCUUCAGGCGGCAUAAGCAGUAG